Fusarium odoratissimum NRRL 54006 is the source of this 1923-nucleotide messenger RNA. RefSeq lists its product as uncharacterized. The coding region runs from base 119 to 1813 and encodes 564 amino acids. NCBI's taxonomy places the organism in Eukaryota, Fungi, Ascomycota, Sordariomycetes, Hypocreales, Nectriaceae. The transcript is spliced from 3 exons. The record is from RefSeq and is a predicted model, not a curated record.
CUUCCUUCUCGAACCCUUAGGAAUGAUUAUUCAAGAAGAUCAAUCCCAUCGAACAUAUCUCUCUCUGCGUUUCUAAGUAACAAAUUCUCUCCUAUUUGGGCUCAGCGUCAUAUGCAGCAUGUCUGGCAUAAAGCACGACGAUGAGAUGGCUACCUGGGAUUUGUCAGCUCCGGAAGAGCUGAUCAGCUUCUUGAAGAAUGCCCCGAUGCUCAGUAUAGAGGCUUCGGAUUCAGACGAAAAUAAAAAGAUGUGCAGAACAGAAAGUUCAGAGACCUCGUGGUCGACUGGGGGUGUAUCGACAGAUAGCGGUUGCUUCUGUUCAGCUUUCAAUACGAAUGAAAGCUGCACUCAUGUCCCGUCAGAAGAAGUCUAUGGGUCCUGGUUUGAUUUCUCCGAUCCGGCAAACUUACUGCCUCUGAGACCUGAUCAAUGGAUUGCUGAACUGUAUGGAUCUCAACAGAAUCCUCAGGCUGUUUAUUCAUCUCAGGUCUGUGGCAGUCCAACUCUGGAGUCAGUUCCUGAGACCAGAGUCUCUUUACCAGCAUCUUCAGGUCCUUCAGACUGCGGCUAUAGUCGAGAGACCUCGGCCGACAGUGCCGAAACCUGCUGGAGCAGCGACCAAGCCUCGUCCUUGUCAGCAGUUACAGAGAGAAAAAAGCAUCAACUCGUGGUUCAAAUAAUCGCGAGGCUUCAAGAAUGGCUGGAGGUGAUGCUGAGAAGACACGGGGCUCAGAAUGGCCAGACAGCUUCCAGUAGUGGCUCUACACCAGUUGUCGGAGCACCCAGUCGUGCUGGAGAACCAUCAAACAGUCAAAACAGAAGAAAGCGUCAGAGAAGUGGUUCUGAUGAUGGUUUUGGGGAGGACGACAAGACACCAGAUCGAACCCAGAAGAAGCGCGGGAAAACCAGUGAUUCUACCGAAACCAGAUAUGUUUGUCCUUUCUUCAAGCAUAAUCGUGAGAAGUACAAAACAUCACAGUGGAAAAGCUGCUGCUGGCCAGGGUGGACCUCUGUUCAUCGAGUCAAAGAGCAUCUAUAUCGGCGCCACGUGCUUCCCAAGUUCCGCUGCAACAGAUGCAGGCAAGACCUCAAAUCAGCUUUUAACCUAAACGAACAUCAACGAGCGGACACUAUUUGCCAGAGACAAAGUGAAGAGUCUGAAGAAGAAGGAAUCGAUGAAGAACAAGAGAGGUUACUGCGUGUCCGAAAGAGGAAGAAUGGGAAAGCUUCACAAGUUGCAGAAGAGGAGAAGUGGGUUGAGAUGUAUAGGAUUCUCUUCCCCCACGAUGAUCCAAUUCCUUCUCCAUAUCCCGAAUUAUGUCCUUUACAACCCGAACAAGACACAGAGCACCCCGGGGCGAACGUCUUGGACAGCUUUGAGGACUACGCGCGACGUGAGUUUUCGAGACGCAUGAGGCCCCGUAUAGAGAGUUUAGUCGAUGGAAUUCUCGAGCAAACUCUCACUUCUCAAACGAUCACCGAUGUCGCCAAUAAUGUCCUCCAAGGUAUCAUGGAGUCUUUUCGCGAAAGUCAAAGCCAGGAGACUUGCCAACCAGACUCCCAAAAGUCACCCUCAAGAAGCCCUAGCCCUCAUGGGUUGCCGGUUGAGAGCUCUAAUCGAGUACCUCAAGAAAUCCAUACUUCUGAAACCGGCCCCUAUUCAAACUUGGAAAUCGAUUUGGAUGAGAUUCUAAACUCAUUAGAUGCUAAUCAGUCGUUGGAAUUUGAGCGUUGGGGAAUUGAAGAUGAAGGAAUAAACACAUUUAAUCAUUUUGGGCUACAUGUUGAACAGUAUAACAAGGCAAACGCUUGAGGAAGAGGAGCCUCGGGGAGUACGAAAACUCCCAUUCUGACAUAUAAUCAGGGUGCCAGAAAUGACUAAAGUUGGUCUAAAGGACCACUAAGUUAUCCUAAACCUACCUA